AAAUUUCUGGAGUUGAAAAAUUAGGAGUUAGGCAUAAAAGUGUGAAAGAGUUAGAUUUUUGGAGUUUAUUUUUUAACUCUGACUAAAGUUUGUGUUAUGGGAUACUCCUUGGCUGUGUUUUAUUUUGGAGUUCAUUCAUUGGUGUUCAGGAGCGUGUUUUAACACCACAUCUGGAGUUAAAUGUUAAGAAAGUGCGCCAUGACACGACCCUAGAACAGCAGUACGAGGUGAUGGAGUUUUACAUCGUCUUGAGGUCACAAUGUUGAUAAAAGUGCAACUUGGAGGGAAGAAGAAAUAUAUAAAACUGGAAGAAGUUUGUUUCUCAGAUUUUCUUAGUGCAGUCCAACAGAAGUUUAUGAUACCAGAGAAUACAACAUUGAAAGUCACAGAUGACCAGGGCAUAGAGGUGGAUGAGGAUGUAUUUCCAGAACUUGCAACAACCAAAGAAAUGAGUUUUAUCAUCCACACUGAUGAUGAACUUCUGUUUGCUGAAACAUCCAAGAAUUCUGCUGACUUCUCAGACCUGACAGAGUUUGGUGCCUCUUCAGAUCAGACAGAAUAUGUUACGCUCACUACUUGUGAUUUGACUGUCCUGCAGCAAGGGGUUGUUGAAGGACCCUCCUCCCCAAGUCUGACAGAUACAUUGUCUAUCUCAAGCAGCAGUGAUUCUGGAUCUCAAAUGCUUCAACCUUCAACCAACCUGCUUUAACAGACAGUUUCAGUGCAAAAAAUAAUAUAAAGCAAAUUCUAACUUCUAAGACAGCAGGGAUGACUGUGAUCAAAGAGUAUGAAGACACUGGGAGUUUGAAAGAUUCCACAAGGCGGUUAAUGGUGAACAUAAUUGUAGCUCACAUGCAUGAAAAAGAAGGGAGAGCUGUUAGUAAAGCAACAAAGGAGUUCCAUGCCCUUGGGAUUGUGUCCCUGUUCCCAUCUUUAAAAGACCCAUACUCUAAAAAAGGAUAUGAACAUUUCUAUGACAUUCAGAGCAACAAAGGCUUUCUUGAGUGGCGUAUAAAGACCGUGCAACGUAAAUUCAGAACCACCUCUACAUCACAGAGCAGAGUGGAGCUAAAAGGAGGUCCCACAUCAUCAAGAACGAUUGGAACAGAUGACCAGCGAAUGGGAGAUGAAUGUCUGGAAGCUGUGUCUCUCCUCAAUCACACAACUGACCGUGACUUAGUGUUCCAGAAGAUGAGAGAAACUUUCCAAUACCGUCAGCAGAUUCUUCACAACCCACAGCGCUCAGCUGAUGUACUACAAAUGUUUCCUCGUUUCUUGGACGUCAAAGGACUGAUUUUGCAAGACUUCUCACUAAUGUUUGGAGCAGAGGUUGCUUCAAGGUUUCUGGAAAAAUGGAACACCAGUUUCAAAGAAAAAGUCAUCCAGGAGGCCAGGAACCUUAAAGAGACUGCUCUCCUGAAACAGCAUCUGAAAGCUGUACUGAAAGAAGGAUCUGAUCCUACUGAUGAUCCAGACUGGGACAGUGACAUGGCUUCUCUAUUUGUCCUGCUUCAUCUUCUUACUCCACAACCAGCUGGAAGAAAGCGGCCCAAGAAGAUCAGUGUUGGAGAGGCAACAGAUCAUCUGGUCAAAUUUCAUAAGUCAUGCCAAAGCCUUGAUGAUCAUCUCCUGACAACUGAAGGAAACCCUCAGCCAUAUCUUCUCGCCUCAGGGACUUCAAAAGCACAGGUUUCCACCUUUUACAUUGUCUUGGACAGAAAAGUUCUGCCUUGUCAAUCAUGUACAUCCUUGGGUGCCUUUGACGAGCUGUUCAAGUCCCAUUUUGUUUUCAGUGUGAAGUAUGAUGAUGCUCUGUCCAGUCUGUACACAUUUUUGCAGACAACUGUGUACAAUAUCGAUAUAAGUACAACUGAGGAAACUCCAAGAGUCAAAGAGCUAAGAGCAAGGCUGUUGAACAAGCACUAAUUGUCUUAUGUAACCAAAAUGUUAAGUUGUUUCCUCUGCACUUCAUCCUUUUGUUCAGCUUUGCUUUUGUUCAGGCACCUCAAACUAAUUCAUGGAAUGUAUCCUGGGAAAAAUCUAAGACUGAAAUGUGGUCAAGCAGAUUGUUGCUUGCAGUUCUCUAGUUAUUCUGGAUUUAGGAGACAUCUCAUUAAGAUACAUUCUUCAAUUAGUGACAAAUGUGACCCUCAUGAGACCCCUUCCAGUUAUGAAAGUGAAGAACAAAAUUCUCAUACCUUAAAUGAAGAAAUACCUUCUACUUCAUCCCAGUGCCCAAAUUUUGAAGCAGUCCCUUCAGUAUCUACUCACAAGAAAGAUAUGUGUGCGUCCAUUAUAGCAAAACUUAUGGCAAGUGGUGUACCAAAUACUGUAGUUCUUUCGACAAUUGAAAAUUUGGAGGAAUUUGUGGAAGAUUUGCAGUCUAAUAUUAAGGACCAUGUCUUAAACUUACUACCAGGUAACAAUCCAUCAAGACCAGCCAUAGAAGAGUUAUUUAAAAGUUUGGACAACCCUUUCAGCCAAUUGAACUCUGAUACCAAAUGGAAAAAGUAUUUCAGAGACAAAUGGGGAGUAGUAGACCCUGUUGAACUGCGCCUUGGUGUUAGGUAUGACACCAGAAGAAAUAACAAAACUGGAACUUAUGAACAAGUUCCU
Molecule: messenger RNA, 2616 nt
Organism: Megalobrama amblycephala (Wuchang bream)
Lineage: Eukaryota; Metazoa; Chordata; Actinopteri; Cypriniformes; Xenocyprididae
Exons: 11
Coding region: 769-1926 (385 amino acids)
Source: RefSeq, a predicted model, not a curated record